Paramisgurnus dabryanus is the source of this 2575-nucleotide messenger RNA. Its product is annotated as peptidase inhibitor 16-like. Gene Ontology annotation, cellular component: extracellular region. The record is from RefSeq and is a predicted model, not a curated record. NCBI's taxonomy places the organism in Eukaryota, Metazoa, Chordata, Actinopteri, Cypriniformes, Cobitidae.
GUUAGUGUGGAACUGAUUUCUCUCUUUCAGACACACACAAAGGAAAUAGCGGUAAGAAUUCUGGGCAAGUCAUAAGACAAGACCACAGACAACUUAAGAAGAAUUUUACCAUUGACUUUAGCUUCUAAAAGGGGAAACUGUCAAGCAGUCAGCAUGCGCCUGAAUGCGGCCCUCCGGAACGCCGGGCUCUGGAUUCUUCUCAGUUUAGCGUCCGGUCAUCUGACUGAACAGCAGGCAUCAGACAUCGUGGACAUUCAUAAUGACCUCCGCUCGCAGGUUCAGCCCAGCGCUGCCUUCAUGCAGAAAUUGGUGUGGAAUGAAACAGUGCGUCUGGUGGCAGAAUCAUAUGCAGCAAAAUGUAUCUUUAAUGACAACCCUGAUCUCGAGAACCUCAAACUGGGAGAAAACCUCUCUGUAACACCUGGUCCAUUGAAUAUAACCAAAGAAAUGUUGAAGUGGUUCGAAGAGAAUCGCAAUUAUGACUUUGAAAACAACAUUUGUCGUGGAACUUGUCACGAUUACACUCAGAUGGUGAGGGCGAACAGCACACAAAUCGGAUGUGCUGCUCAUUUUUGUGAAACCAUUAAGGGUCUGGGAAGUUAUGGUACGCUGCUUGUCUGCAAUUACUACCCGUCAGGAAAUUAUGAAGGACAGAGACCAUACGAGCAAGGAAAGUCUUGUUCAAAGUGUCCAGAGGAACUGCCAUUGUGUGAGGAGAACAUCUGUGUGAAACGUCUUCAAUCUGAGUCCACCACUGUUACUGAAGAAAACACAACAAAGAACACAAAGAAACAGAAAUGCACAACGAGUAGAUCAGAGGUGGAGAGAAGUUCAGCUCCUCUGCUGAUGGGUGUUUGGAUUUUGGCAGCUCUCAUUCUGUGAUAAAAGUCCUUCUGCAUCAUAAACAUCCAUAAUGCAUUACACACAUUACACACACAGAAAACUUUCUGAUACCUUAGAUUUCCAAUAAACAUCAUUCUUUUUGAUUUAUAAGCUUGUUUCCUCAUGGGGACCUCAAAAUGUCCUUUGUGGGGACAAUUGGUCCAAUUACCAGGCACACACACACACACACUGCAAAAAAAAAUUCAAGAAAAAAAAUCAUAGUAUUUGUGUCUUGUUUUCAAUAAUAUUAUCUAAAAAUUAAGAAGCUUUUUCUUGAUGAGCAAAACGACCCCAGAAAAUAAGUCUAGUUUAUAGAACAAAAAUAUCAAAUUGAAGUGAUUUUGUGCAAUGGGGUAAGCAAAAAAAUCUAGAACAUUUUUCUUAAACGCUAAAUUCAAGAACAAUUUUCUCACCCCAUUUGUUGAUAGUUUUGUUUCCUUUUUUUUUUGUCUGUAAUUGUGUAUGUCUGCAAUAUUGGUGGAUAUUGGUCGUUUUUAACAGUGUUAGUCCACUAUAUGUAUUAUUUUUGUGGUUAUUUUAAUGGUUUAUGAUCAGGGUUAAAUUACUAUUGUUUUUAUUUAACCCCUUGUCAUAGGGCAGCAUCAUGGUUGGGUUAUUUUUUACCCAUAAUGGGUAAAUAUUGGACAUAACACACCGCUGGGUUAAAAUUGACCCAAUGCUGGGUUGUUUUAACCUAACUGCUGUGUUAUUAAACCCCAUGGUUGCAUAGCAUCAACCCAACGUUGGGUCAUUUUUAACCCAGCAUGUGUUCUGUCCAAUAUUUACCCAUUAUGGGUCAAAAAUAACCCAGCCAUUUUUAGGGUUAUCUUUUUACAGUAUUCUGUGUAGUGAAAUGUUUUUAAGAGUAUAAUAAACACUUAGCCAACUUCAGAUCUGUUCAUCUCAAUAUUAGUCUUUUUAAGUUUACAGUAAAGGCAGAUAUUUUUCACAUUAUUUUAUAUUAUAUUAUAUGUGUAUUAUUUGUUGUGGAGCAUCUGAUACAGCAGUCAUAAUGCUUUUGCAUGACAACCAGGCUUUUAUUUUCAGACAAGCAUUAAUGUUAAUUAUAACUUGAAACAUUUAUUACAUUUGUAUACUAAGAUACCCUUGUAGUGUGUGACUAUAUCAUAUACUGUAUGUUUAUCAUAUCAUUUACAUUAUAUUGUGUUCUUUUACAAAAAUUCCAAAUGUCUAAGAAAUUAAAGGGGAGGCAUCUGGAAUUAAAAUGACCUAAAUGAACUUUAAUAAGAGAUUAAUAUUUAUUAUAAUUACUACAUCACAUUCCUUAAGUCAGGGACCCCCACAUAUAAUGAACCUAUAGUGAGGGACCCCUUUUCUAUGAUAUAUAUCCAAACAUUAAGCUGUGUUAGAUGAAUAGUUAUUGUGAUAUUAUAAGAAAAGCAAAAUGUUUUUACAAAUUUAAAUAAUUGGCAACACAAACUUUGCACUAUUUUUACUUUUUUCUCUUUCUCAAACUUUCAUUUUUCUCUUGAAAUUUUGGGGACCCCUUAGAACCAUUUUGGGGACCCGUGGGGUCAUAUUCUUUAUUAUGUAUACACUGAUUGUUAAUAACAAUUAUUAACCAUUAAUAAUAAUUAUUAUUAGCAAUAUUGACGCUAUUAAAAGUUACUGUAAACACAACAGAUGGCACUAGAUGGCAGCAUAAGUCAAUAAACAUAUUGAUAUAUGUUAA